UAUGGCAACAGAGUUUGCGGUCGUUUAGAGCAGACUGCGACGAAAACUAGCUAUAAGAAGACGGACAUAUAACUUUUUUUAAGCAACGGAAAGUAAAGCCUACAGGUGUAACUAUAUGUUUUAUUUGGAAUUAAUCUAAUUAAGUCCAAGUGAAGAUGAGGACUGUAACUUCAGCCAGUGGCCAGAAGGAAACAAUUCUCGUGAGAAGAAGCGAAUCGGCGGAUGCUCGGGAGAUUGGCAGCCUCAUUGGCCCCUCAGCUCAGGCGGUGUUUGGAAGAGUCAGUGUGAUUCAUCUUCUAGAGAAAGCCAAUCUGGCCGUGACUCUGACCAAUGAAAAGGACGACAUCCUGGCUCAUGCUUCUUUCUUGGAUCACCCUAUUGGAGACUUGGUGGAUCAGGCUCAGUGGGAACCUUUCCUGCAGAAACACUUCAGUGCUGAAAAGUGCACACCUCUCAACACGCUUUUCCUCCACCUUUUCGUGGCUGAGACAAAUUUCUCCAAAGCAAGUGCAAAGGAGAUAAUGAGGGCUGUCUUUAAUGCUGUUACUGAGCUUGAAUACAUCUGCCUGGUUAGUCCAAACCUUGGUGGUUUAGAGCCGGCACUGGAAGAGAUUUUUGAACCGCUGAAGCGUUUGACUGACCCAGGGCAUCAGUGUUUAGCAUUAAUAACCCACAGACAAGAACACUUUCCAUGCCUUCAUGUCCGCCCAGCCAGGGUUGAAGACUAUGACGACAUUAUGCAGUUAUUUGAAAAGCAAAGAAAGCAACCAGUCAGCUGGUCAGCUGUCUUUGACCAGCCGUACUUAAUGGCAGAGCUCCUUGAGGCCAAGUCCAAGGACUAUCGCAGUGCUGUUUGUGAGAUCGAUGGAGCUGUUGUUGGUUUCAUCAGUGUUACUGCUGAUGUUGAUCUCACGGAGCUCCAUGCCAGCUUUGAGCUGAGUGAGUCUGAUGGUUUGUGCAACAUGCAGCAACCGAAGCCUGAUGACCCUGCUGCACAGUGUGACCCAAGUGAGGAUGAAAAAGAACAAACCCAAGCAUCCACUUUACAACAGGAGGAGGCACAGUCCACUGGAACGUUUUCAGGGAAAUCCAAUGCUUUCUGCAUUCAGCUCUUCGUUAUUGACAAGAAAUAUGAGACAAGAUCAGUGGACUUUAUUCCACAUAUAUUCAAGCUUUUCCCUGACCUGAACUUCUGCAUCAUCACAGUUCCUUCUGGGGCCCCUGUGUUCCCCUUGUUACAGAACUUUGUCAGGGUGCCCUCGGGCCCCACCAACUUACUGUCCCGUGAACUGUACAUCUGUCACCGUGCUGGACUCAGGAGUGUGGAGGUGAGGCCGGCUGUGCCUGCAGACCGACCUGCUGUCUCUGGUCUGGUAAAGGAUCUGAAUCUGAGCGAGUUUCUGCUGCAGGACCUGGACCGCUUCUACGAGAGCCGCCGUGAUACAAACGCAGUGCCGCUGCAGGCCUUCGUCUCAGAGGCGGACGGUGAGGUCGUCGGGAUACUCAUCAUCAGAGACGAGCAGGACAUCGAGUACAUUCGUGCCCACUACAACAUUGAGGACUUCAUCUAUUUCAGCCAUCAUCGCUAUGAAGAGCACGCUCAGAUACGCCACUUCGUCCUCAAACCCUUCUUCCAGCACUUCACCAGGCACUUGUUUAAGGAGGUCCUCCGGCUGGCUCACCAAUCUUGCCUGUACCACCGACUCUAUCCCCGCUGCCACAGCCAGGAGAAUUCCUGUGUCCACCAUCUGGAUUUUGUCCUCAACUGUGCGGUCCCAGUCCGCCCGCGACGCCAGAUCAUCUACCCGCUGGAGGAGCUUGGCAUGAAUGCCCCAUCCAGGCAGCUCACAGAGGACCAGGCGCCAUUUGCUCUCAGCCUCAUGAGCAGAAAGUUAACCAUGGAGCCAAAGGUCACCAUUAACGCCAGGAUUGUGGUGGUGGGGGCAUCAGACACAGCUUUAUCUUUCCUUGAGGUGCUUUGUUUCUGCCCUCACCUGAGGUUCAACAAGCUGACCCUCAUUUCGACACAUGGUUUCCCCGGCGACUACAGCCAUGAGGAUGUUGGAUUUUUGUCCACAAGUCAUGCAUACAGCAGCAGAGACUUGGCCCAGAUACCUGUGCAUUCUUGCGUCAGUGUUGUAACGGGAAAGAUGGUGGGCAUCAACAGGAAGUCCAAAUACGUCCGCGUGUCUGGUGGUGAGAAGGUGCCCUACGACCAUCUUGUUCUGUGUACAGGCCUGCAGUACCGGAUGCCCUGUCCCACUGGUGUGGAUCUGAGCCAGCCCAUCACAAACAGCCAGCUGCAGCUUCAGUCCGCUCACCGCAGAUACUCUGGGCCUGUCCCCUCCAACCUCUUCACUCUCAACGACCUCCACGACUGCAUGGCUGCUCGCCGCUGGCUGCACGCCAACUUUGUGGAGCUGGAGGAUAACGCUAUUGUCUACGGAAACAGCAUUGAUGUCUACACCACCGUAGAGACUUUGCUCAGUCUUGGCAUCAUUGGAUCUCGUAUCCAUCUAGUCCUCCCACCUCCCGAGCCUGGCAUGUCCUGCUUCACUGACUCAGCCAUAGAUAAAGCCGUCACGAGGGCCAUGGAGAGUGCUGAGGUCCAGAUCCACCAUAACUGUGUGUUGGCUCAGAUGAACCACGGAGAACAACCCGACCCGCUCACAUCGGUGUCAUUCACCACUGAUGCCGAGCCUCUCCAUCUGCACUGUGGAGUAUUUAUCAACCUCUCCAAUAAGGGAGUUGACUAUGAUGCCUUCAAGAGUAUCAACAAAUCCUUCCUGGUCUUUGAUAGCAGACUUGUUAUAAACUCCACUUUCAGCACCAGCAGUCCAUUCAUUUACAGCGCCGGGCCUCUCACUAAAUUCUCCCGCCGCUACUACACAGAGGAGUGGUCCCAUGCCAACUUCAACUCCAAGGAACUGGGCCAGGAACUGGCGGCCAUGUUGCUGCAUCUCUUUGAUCCGACGUUGGAGCCUGUGGAUGAGCCUCCACCUGAAAUGGAUUGUCUGGUACCACUGUACAAACAGGCCAAGAUUCAAGGUGGAAAGCUUCCUGGAGGCUAUAACUACCUGCAUGUUACCAAACCAACUGCUUCCACCCUGACAGAUCAUGCUGUUAAACAUUUGCAGGACAGAAUGGUAGUGACGGGACACGUGGAGACAGGCGACUACUUCUGUUUGCAUCUCGACUGCUACGAGCAGGUGGAGACACUCACCUGCUGGUCCCUGAAGCCCCUCCCCGUCUCCAACUACCUAUGUCUGUACGGCAAACACGAGCAGCUGCUGGGCCAGCUGCUGAGACGCUACCACGAGGGCCUGGUCCGCGACCUGUACAGUUUCUUCAGAGAGAGCCGCUGUUUGCCCGUUUUCCACGACAGAUUCUCCGACUUUGAGCAGGAGCUUCGACAGAUCAGCUUAAAUACACUGGAGGGCGAUGAGUCGAGGCAGCAGGUGAUGACGGAUGACGACUCAGAUGCCUUCCACACAGAUAGUUUUCUACAUGAAGAGAGUCGAGCGGCUCUGAGGAGCAGCGCUGUGAAGUUUCUGACCUACAACCGAAACCUGCUGCCCAUGUUCGCCCACCCAGGACAGCUGUGACAUGCCAGAGUUUACAGCAGCCUGCUGCAUGGGUUUAAACAGCAGAACUCAGGUGACUCACACACUCUGAAUCAUGUUACUAGAAAGUUACUUAUUUUGUGUGUGUCAGGGUGUGAAUUCUAGUUUUAAGUGACUUCACUUUAGGGUUUCAGUUGGAGACGUGGUUUCCUGUAAUGGUUCAAAAACAGUUUUAAUUGGAAUUUUUUUCUCAUUUUUGAUGAGUUGUCCAGCUGUUGUGUGAUUCAGAUAAGCAAAAAUAAACGAGCAUUGAAAUUUGCAUCUUACGGUUUAAUCAUGUCCAGUAAAAUCUGCUGUUGCUGAAAUGAGGAAGUUGUUCACAUGCACCUGUGAACACUGUGGAAUAUUAGUCAUAUCAGCUCUGUGAAAGAUCUGAAAACCUCUGUGCACCCCUAAAAGUCCUUGAAAGUUUUAUUAUUAUGUAGAAAUCCUGUGAGUUAGAAGCACUUGCCUCAGUUUGGGAGCUUUAAACAUGCCUCAACAUUUGAGUCAUUGAAUUUCUCCAAGCAAGACCUUGAAAUGCCGGUAGUCGUGUUUUGUUUCUAUUUUCAAGCUUUUGAAUUCACAUGAUAUGAAGGAGCUGUUUAAUCAAUAAAAAUGUUAUGACGUCCAUGUCAUGUAAAGAGCUGGAAUCAGGAUGCAGUUAGUGGUUGUUCCUGAUGUGUGUUGAGCACUGUGGGUGGACAGAGCACAAGAUAUCUGGAGAAUUUAGAACUGCUUGCUGUGUUUAGGCAUCGUCAAAAGAAAGUAUGUGCAAAUUAAAGCACCUCUAAAGUCUGGCAGUGACGACUUCAAUUACAGCUGUUCUCCUCACACAGCAUCUCAGAAUAAUGAAUAUUAGUUUUCAGUGCCAUUUGUUCUUCUGGUACAUGUGCAGUUGGCACACUUGUGUCUGAUUUACCAGAUCACUGCUGCUGCUGGUAUAUGCCGGCAAUUGACCGCUCAUGUCAGACAGCGUUCUGUUCUCCUUCUGCUAACCUACCACACUGAAAAUUCCAAGUUUUGGUUCUAGAUCUGCAGCAAGGAAGUACUUUUUCAGUGGAAUAUCCGUUGCUCUCUUCCCUGCUUGCAAAUGUUCCACUAAACCAAUCCAACAAGAAAAGCACUCAGAGUGCAAUACUCCGCCAAGGUUGCUCAGUGGUUGUAUGAUUUCUGACAGUUGAAAUCUUUAAAAAAUUUGUGGUCUGCAGCGGUCGAUUUGUAGUAGGUUCGCAAUCAUGUGAUCGUCAGCAGGCGGCUGAUGCAGUGUUCACUUGUAGUCAUAGCUACGGUGAUGUUGUGCCGCUAUCUCGCAAUGCAGAAGUCUUUAACAAGUCCAUGGAACCAAACUAUAAGCUACAGCACUGCCAAAAUCUAAUCAACUGGUCCUCGUGUCAUUUCUAACCUUCCCUGAAAAUGUCACCAAAUCCGUUAGUCCGUUUUUGAAUAAUGUUGCUAACAAAAAGACAGACAGACAAACUAAUGCCGAUCUCACAUAAGUCCGUCACCUUCCUUGGCAGAGUGAGGGAACAUCGAUGCCACAUCCUUGGCUCAAGAUGACAGUGAUUGAUUUACUGAAAUACAAAUAAGAGAUGUUUUCUUCUUAUAGCAGAAUGGUACUGAGGUGCAGCCAGAUCAUUAUGUUCAACAGAAUGAGCUGACUAAGUGAGACAGGGACACUUGUAGUGCGGACAGUCCACUCAGUCAAAUUUUGGGCUGCAUGCAGACAUCUGCAGAGGGGUUCAACCGGUAACAGACUUGGGCAGAUGACAAAAUUGACAUAACUUACACUCUUGCAGACUCGCAUACAAGGAAAUCCUGAUUUUGCCCUAAAGCCUUGACUAUACUGUGGUGCAGAACCAUACAUGGACAGCUGUGGACACCAACUGACACAUAGUUGCUGCUUUUAUACUACUUUUGUAGUCCGCGGAAUUUCACUUGGAAGACUCCGUUGCACAUAUGUGCAGUAGAUUGUACCGAUGCAUGGUGUGAAUAUACACUACAGCACAGCAUACACACUAUUGCCUUUGUAGCGUAGUCACUACGCAAACACACAUUUUGGGCUGCAUGUGGAUUUGUGUGAAGAUGUUUGUGUGGAUACUUGUGGAUAAGGGAUGAAGUGUAUACCACAUGGACCCAUAUGCUCUCAUGGACACAAAAAAUAUAGACCAGUUGAACUUACGCGACUAGAAGACAAGUGCUCUACCACCUGAGCCACAGUUGCUGAGAUGUUCUUCUUCUAAGUGUUUGUGCUCUAAGGUUAUGUUUUCACAGUAAAACCGCAAGCAGAAAGCUGAAAAUGCAUUGACAUAACAUGCCAAACGUUCUGAAAAAAAUGGUGUGAUUUAAAAAUUGUCUUCCUUGUUGGUUAAAGAUGCAGAUAUAAAAACAGUGUAAUAUUCAUGCAGGAAGCAACAGAUUAAACACUAAGUAUUCACA
Messenger RNA from Amphiprion ocellaris (clown anemonefish), 6041 nucleotides. It is a transcript of the gene cfap61, whose product is annotated as cilia and flagella associated protein 61. The transcript has 25 exons. Gene Ontology annotation, molecular function: oxidoreductase activity. Lineage: Eukaryota; Metazoa; Chordata; Actinopteri; Pomacentridae. Bases 156 to 3605 code for a protein of 1149 amino acids. The record is from RefSeq and is a predicted model, not a curated record.